AUGGCUGCCACUCUAGAUUACGAUUCCCUAAGUAACGAAUUUGCUAAAGUUAAAGUUAGAAGGGCUAAAAAAGUCAUUGCAGAUGAAUUAACAAAAAUCAUUCAGAAACAAUAUGGUAAUAGUACAGUGGCAAACAAUACAAUUGAUGCUAUUCAGCAUGACCUUCAAUGUUGUGGAGCUAACAAGCCAGAAGACUGGGCUGAAUCUAAUUUCAACAAAUGGAGAACUGAUGUUUCACUGAUUGAUAAAUUAUCAAAAAAAUUAGGGACAUAUGAAGUACCAGAAUCUUGUUGCAAGAAUCCAGAAACAUGUGUGAAAAUGCCACUAAAUGGAGUUUUAGGAGAUUCAGUUUACUCAAAGGGUUGUAUUGAUGCUAUGGAAGAUUUUAUAAAAAAUAACUUGAAGAUUGUUGUUGGCAUUGGAAUUGGUUUGGGAUCAAUACAAAUUCUUGGAUUGAUUUUCUCCAUUGUUCUCUGCUGCGCCAUAAAAAAUGGUGAAGGUAUGAGUUAUCAUGUCUAAGAAAAAUUUUAACAGAAGGUGUUGCUGUUUGGAUUUAUUAAAAGCACGUCCAUAAAUAAAGCAAUUUCCUGACAAGCCUAAGAUUGUAACACUCAUCUGGAUAAAAAUUAUACUAGAAAAAAAAAUUGUUUAUAUUGAAUUAUUUAGAAUUGGUUUUUGAUGAUAAGUAUUUUCAUAUAUUUAAAAUUUUCUAAUAUACAUGUAUAAAGUGAUAUCAAAUAAGUCAAUUUGUUAUUCAUAACUUCAUUUUUUCUGCAUUGUAUAUGUAUAUUACUCUGAAACAUUAGUAUUAUUUAUAUUAUCUUUUUUACUUGUCUUCCACUACUCUCUUAAUGAAAAUUUUAUAAUUUGAUAUUAAAUUUUGCAAAUCUGGUGCAGUGGUCAAGUACUUACUUUCAUGUUUUUCUUUGAUUUUAUUUAGCAAUAUUUUAUAAAUUUAUUGUUAACUAAUGUUUGAAUUUAUUUAAAUCUCAAAAAUUCAGAGGUUUGUAACAAAAUAUGAAUGUUUCUGUAUAUGCAUUCCAAAUGUUUUUUUUUCCCACUUGAUAACUUUUGUUCAUUCUUCAAAUAUAUAUUUAAUUAAAACUAAUAUGACUGACCACAAAAUUACACAAGUUUAUUGAAUGCAGUUGUUUAUACAAUGAUCAUUAAUAUUUAGUAAAUUUUUUGUACAUUAUAAACUUGUAACUUACCUUGUUAAUCAGACAAUAUUAACUAUAAAAAAAAAUAUAUAUAUAUAUAUAUAUUAUAUAUGAUAAAAGAAAUUGGCCAUAUAAACAACCCAUUUUGCAGUUGGGUAUAUAAUUGUACAAAUGUACAUGCAGUUGUUUUGUGAACUUGUUGCUACUGAAAUGUUGUCAUUAAUCUGAACAUAACUAAAUAGUACAAGAAAUAUUUGAAUAUUCUACUUUGAAAAUAACUGUAAAACUUUUAUAUAAAUCUUAAAAUUUUUCUACUGACUUUGUUGUUUCUUUUUCAGAUUUUGUAACAGAUUUGUCAAAUAGACAUUUAAUUUUAAUCUUUAUGCAUAAUCAGAUUGAAGAAAAGUGAUUUUUCUUCAUUAUAUGAAAAUUUAUCUUUACUGUUGAGUAAUAAAAAUGUGUCUUUAA
Molecule: messenger RNA, 1628 nt
Organism: Centruroides sculpturatus (bark scorpion)
Lineage: Eukaryota; Metazoa; Arthropoda; Arachnida; Scorpiones; Buthidae
Product: CD151 antigen-like
Exons: 5
Coding region: 1-519 (172 amino acids)
Cellular component (GO): membrane
Source: RefSeq, a predicted model, not a curated record